Messenger RNA from Temnothorax curvispinosus, 430 nucleotides. RefSeq names its product thioredoxin-2. Lineage: Eukaryota; Metazoa; Arthropoda; Insecta; Hymenoptera; Formicidae. The coding region runs from base 103 to 312 and encodes 69 amino acids. The transcript has 3 exons. The record is from RefSeq and is a predicted model, not a curated record.
UUAUUCACUUUUUUAUAGGAUGACCUGAAAAAUAAGCUUAAAGAUGCAGGCAAUAAUUUGGUAAUUAUCGACUUCUUUGCCGUAUGGUGCGGGCCAUGCAAGAUGAUUGGCCCAUUGAUUGAGGAAUUGUCAAAGGAAAUGCAGGAUGUUGUUUUUCUUAAAGUUGAUGUGGACGAAUGUGAAGAUAUCGCUGCUGAAUACGAGAUAUCCAGUAUGCCUACAUUCGUUUUUAUAAAGGAAGGUAAAGUGUUGGAGACCUUUUCCGGUGCGAAUUUCGAUAAACUUAAAAAUACGAUUCAAAAGCACAAAUAAAUAAAUAAAUUGUCACGAGUGUUUAAAUAUAUUGUAUUCUUAAAAACUGUAAAAUGACACAUAUUAGCUAUAAUUACUAUUUUACAUAAAUGUUAUAGAACGGCUUUUUAAAUAGAAA